AUGCCUCGUCGCAGUAUUAUCAACCAUCUUUCCGUGGGAAGCACCAAGGACAAACUGGCAGACAUGAUCAUGAUGUAUGACGCUGUCGCGGCUGCUCUUGGUGCCACUCGUCAGAUGGCUUUUACCAAAGACUUUGCCGAUGGUAAGACGGCCAAAGCAGAAGACCUCUUGGCAGCUGCCUAUGGAAGGACCGCUCCAGAACUAUGGGUUCAGCUUCCGCAUGAUGAAAAGGAAGCCACAGCAGGGAAUGGGACAAUGGGACGCACAUCGCUCUGGAUUGCGAAAGCCGAGCUCAAGUCAAGGCUGUCUACGAGGCUGCCAUGGCUCAUGGUGCCAAAGACAAUGGACCACCAGGGCCCCGUCCAGAUUCAGGAGAGCAUUACUACGCUGGGUAUUUUAUUGAUUUAUGUGGAAACAAAAUGGAAGCCAUCUAUCUCCCCACCGAAGAGGAAAUUAAAAAGAUGGAUGGUAAGGAAGAGGAAGAAGAGAGAGAGAGGCCAGCAAAAGUUUCCCGUGUCGAAUGAUUGGUGGGUGUAG
Messenger RNA from Seminavis robusta, 537 nucleotides. The record is from the annotation of a GenBank genome assembly. NCBI's taxonomy places the organism in Eukaryota, Bacillariophyta, Bacillariophyceae, Naviculales, Naviculaceae.